AUGAGAGAGAGAGUGAGUUUUAGAGUGAGUGAAGCAGUGAAAGAGCGAGAGAGUGAUUGCGAGAAUGAGAUCGGAGCUGGUUCGGCCGGUAGUAUUGUAGCUACCCGAUUAUCGGAGGAUAAUGAAAAUUCAGUUCUUUUGUUGGAAGCUGGGAAAUCGGACUUGGAACCUGAUGACAUUACCCAAAUACCCUCUUUGUGGUAUUCCCUUAUAGGUUCUGAGAAAGAUUGGGGAUAUAAAUCAGUAUCACAAAAAUAUUCACAUUUUGCUUACCAAAAUGAGAGAGGUUACAUAGCACAAGGCAAAGUGCUGGGAGGAUCAUCGUCAAUAAAUUCUAUAAACAUACUCAGAGGCAGUCGUAGCAACUAUGAUAAAUGGAAGCAAGAAGGAGCACCCGGAUGGGGAUAUGAUGAUGUACUGCCCUACUUCAGAAAGCUUGAAAAUGUUACAGAGACAUCAUACAAAGACUCACGUAAUUAA
This is a messenger RNA of Mytilus trossulus (common blue mussel), 480 nucleotides long. Its product is annotated as glucose dehydrogenase [FAD, quinone]-like. The transcript has 3 exons. Gene Ontology annotation, molecular function: flavin adenine dinucleotide binding; oxidoreductase activity, acting on CH-OH group of donors. Lineage: Eukaryota; Metazoa; Mollusca; Bivalvia; Mytilida; Mytilidae. Bases 1 to 480 code for a protein of 159 amino acids. The record is from RefSeq and is a predicted model, not a curated record.